Molecule: messenger RNA, 2023 nt
Organism: Trametes versicolor FP-101664 SS1
Lineage: Eukaryota; Fungi; Basidiomycota; Agaricomycetes; Polyporales; Polyporaceae
Product: UDP-Glycosyltransferase/glycogen phosphorylase
Exons: 14
Coding region: 423-1946 (507 amino acids)
Molecular function (GO): UDP-glycosyltransferase activity
Source: RefSeq, a predicted model, not a curated record
GAGCUCUUUGAUACUACCGGACUCUAGGCGGGAGGCUCGUCGGGGACCCAUGUGCUUCUAUCGGUAGCUGACUGAUUGCGAGCGACCGUCGCAGACGCGGCAGCCUCCCGAGUCUUUGGGCGUCGAUAUUUGGCGUACGUGUACAGCGGCAUCCUGCAGAUAAUACGACAUCUGCCUUCGCGGAAGCCAUGCGAGUCGACAUCCCGGCGGUCUACGCUUACUUCCCGUGAGAACGCUGCCAAAGCGCAGCGCUUGCGGACAAAUACCGCGGUGUGCUGAACGCUUAACGCUUCCGCACACGCACUGUGUCGGCUGGUCCAGUCAAGGUAACCAGCCGACAUGACUUCGCGCCGUCGCGGGCGCCGGGUUAACAUUGGACGGUGCGGCGCAAAGAUAUAUAUAUAUCCCCUUCGAGAGCAGACAUGUCCACGUCCCCGAAACACAUCGUUGCUUUCCCGUACCAGGCCUGGGGCCAUGCCCGUCCUCUCAUCAACCUCGCGGCGCGUUUGGUGAAGUUGCGCGACAUCAACGUAACUUUGCUCUCAACAGACCUGUUCUACGAUCGUGCCGUGGCUGAACUGGCGCGGAGCUUUGUGCCCGGCGAAGAGGAGUUCGCUAAGAGGAUCAGGGUCGUAUCCCUGAGCGCCACGCAUGUUAUGGCCAUCAACGGCGUUGACGAUAGCUUCAAGGCUCUAUGGUUGUCGAUCGCUGCCGGGGAGGCGGUUACAUGUUCCAAGACGGGGACUCAAUUUGCCGCGCUGCCGCCUCCUCAGGCAGUCAUCAUCGAUCAUGCGCUCGACAGUUCUUCGCUGUCGAACCUAUCCGUGUUAUUCGGGAGCUCAGUGGGAAGCUCGACAUACUCGCUCUUCUAUGUGUUUGGCCCGGAGAGCCUCGGCGGAAGGGGAGACAUCAACACGAUAAUCUUAGCCGAGGUAGAGCGAACUGGCCGUCCUUACAACGAAGUAGCUGAGGAGGUUGCUUUCGCAACUAAGGGCGAGGUCGUGAAGGUUCCUGCUCUGCCGCCGAUGUAUGACUAUGAGUAUCACCCACAGGAUUUCCCUUUCCCGAAGGAGCUUGCAACCCUACUAUUCCCUCACGUGUACAAAACACUCGACAUCUGCGACGGGGUACUGCUCAUGACCCCGGAGCCCUAUGAGCCCGACGCUGUCGCUGCGGUGAGGAAGUGGUAUGCGGAGACAGGGCGCUCGGCGUACGUUUGUGGGCCCCUCCUGCCCCCUAAGUCCGCAACUGCCAAGGCCAAGGAGCAACAGCAGUCGAAGGAGGCGACUGAAAUAUCGGCGUUCUUGGAUACGACUCUGAAGACCUCCGGCAAGAAGUCCCUGCUCUAUAUCUCGUUCGGCUCCAUUUUCUGGCCGAUCAAGUCGCCGGAGACUAUCUGGGCGUUCCUGGAUGUCGUGAUGGAGCGCAACAUUCCUUUCAUUAUGAGCCAUGCGUCGCCGCUGGCGACUGUGCCAGACGAGGUCAAGGAGAAGGUAAAGGCUUACGGCAAGGGUAUCAUGUCGCCGUGGUCUCCCCAGCAGACGAUUCUCGAGCACCCCGCCACGGGCUGGUACGUCGCUCACGGCGGCCAUAACGGAGUGACCGAGUCGAUUUGCGCCGGCGUACCCUUCAUCCUCUGGCCCUUCGGUGGCGACCAGCCGAUGAACGCUGUCCAUAUUUCCGAGCAGCUCAAGAUCGGGUACGAGCUCAUCGAAGUGCGCACUGGGGACAAGGGCCGCCACACCAUCUAUCGCACCGGCCGCACCCCUGUGGGCACCAUCGAGGCGAUCAAGGCGGAGGCGCGCGACGUGCUCGCGAAAGCGUACGGCCCCGACGGCGCGGAGAAGCGGCAGCGGCUUGUCGCGCUCCAGCACGCCAUCACGCACGAGUGGGAGGAGGGCGGUGCUGCGCUGCGGGAUAUGAAGACGUUCCUCGACAGCGUUUGAAGUAUGAUACAGGGGCUGCAGCUUCUUUCCGAGCGGCGUUGUAUGGUGCCAACGUAGCAUUAUAAGUAGACGAGCCC